Molecule: messenger RNA, 826 nt
Organism: Phoenix dactylifera (date palm)
Lineage: Eukaryota; Viridiplantae; Streptophyta; Magnoliopsida; Arecales; Arecaceae
Product: secondary thiamine-phosphate synthase enzyme
Source: RefSeq, a predicted model, not a curated record
CUUAUCGGGGGGCUUCUUUGCCUGCUGCAUCCUGACCGCGAUUAUUAUAAAGUACUUGGAUUCUCUGGGCUUCCGAGGAGCGAUGCAAGCGGCGGCGACUCUCUUCUCCGCGAAGCCCCUCGCCCCGCCUCCGGCGAUACCCCGCGUGCGAUCGCAGUACAAGCCCGCCAUUAGCGUCCCUUCGACCACCUCCACGUCCGAAUCCAUGGCCGCCAAGUGGGCUCAGAAGACCGUCGUCAUCCCUCCACAGAGGCGAGGCUGCCAUCUCGUAACCUCCAAGAUAACGAGGGAGAUUGAGCAAGAUCUAUCGGAUUUCAAAUGCGGGCUUGCUCAUUUUUUCUUGCAGCAUACAAGUGCUUCUCUGACCAUAAAUGAGAACUAUGACUCCGAUGUUCAGGAUGACACUGAAACCUUCCUUAACCGGAUUGUUCCAGAGGGGCGAUCUGCACCUUGGAAGCAUACAAUAGAAGGACCUGAUGACAUGCCAGCACAUAUUAAGUCUUCGAUGUUUGGUUGCGCCCUGACGAUUCCAAUUACCGAUGGCCGUCUCAAUAUGGGAACUUGGCAGGGAAUAUGGCUGUGUGAGCAUCGGGAUCAUGCUACUGCUCGAAAAAUUGUGGUUACUCUUAAUGGGAUAUAAAUGUUAGAGAAAAAAAUUUCAAACUUGACUGCAAUCUGAAAACUCUGCUGGUAGAUAUGAUUUUUGCAUAAAUAAGUCAGAUAAUGAUCUCUGCAACUUUGUACAAUUAUUCCGUCAUCUUAUCUCUUUCUUAGUUUUGUGUCUUAAUUAUUGGGUAUUUUUUGUGCAAGUAUAGUUUUUUUCUAA